Molecule: messenger RNA, 1842 nt
Organism: Phascolarctos cinereus (koala)
Lineage: Eukaryota; Metazoa; Chordata; Mammalia; Diprotodontia; Phascolarctidae
Source: RefSeq, a predicted model, not a curated record
CUAUAUUUCACCUUGGAAUGAAAAGAUAUGCAUGUUCUCAGGGUAAGAAGGCCUUUGGUUGGAGCUCAGAUGUUGAUAAAUCUCAGAAGAUUCAUACUGGGGAGAGGUUUUAUAAAUGUGAUGAAUGUGGGAAGGCUUUCUCCUACAGAUCACUCUUUAUUGGCCAUCAGAGAUUCCACAAUGGAGAGAAACCUUUUGAAUGUAAUCAAUGUGGAAAAGCUUUCAGGCACAGAUUCAGUUUUGCUGCACAUCAGAGAAUCCAUAAUAGAGAGAAGCCUUAUAAAUGUAUUCAAUGUGGAAAAGCUUUGACACAUAGCUCCUAUCUCACUGCAUAUCAGAGAAUCCACACUGGAGAGAAACCUUUUGAAUGUAAUCAAUGUGGAAAGGCUUUCACUCAAAGAUGCCAUCUUGCUGCACAUCAGAGAAUCCACACUGGAGAGAAGCCUUAUCGAUGUAAUCAAUGUGGAAAGACUUAUAAAUUUAGGCAGAAUCUUGCUACCCAUCUGAAAAUCCACAGUGGAGAGAAGACUUAAAGAUGUAAUCAGUGUGGAAAGGCUUUCAAAUAUAGCUCCAAGCUUGGUAAACAUCAGAGAAUGCACACUAGAGAUACACCUCAGUGGUGUGAUGAAUAUGGCAGAGCCCUUAGUUACCACUUGUCUUGAGAGAAACUUUGAAUAUCAUCAAGGUGGUAAUGCCUUCAGGCAACAAUCAUCUCUCAUUUCCUAUCUCAGAAUUCAUAUGAGACAGAAAUCUGGUGAUUGUCAUGAGUAAGGAAAGGCAUUCACAUGGAGUUCAGAACUUCUUGAGUAUCAGAGGAACCAUUCUGAGGAGUAUUUCCCUUGGGACUCAGUGUGGGAAGGCUUUCAGCUAGAGACCAUCUCUUUCUAUCAGAGGCUUCAUUGUGAGGAGAAGCCUUACAAACAUGCUCAGAGGGUCUCUGCUUUCCUCUGGAGGAGAGUGAUCAGUAAACAAAUUAAUUCUUACUGGAAUGAAGGUUGAUUCAUGCAAAAUGUGAAAAGGGCUUCGCCUAGAGUGUCUGCUUGAAUACACUUUGGGAAAAUCAUGCUGGAGAUAAGUCAGGGAUUUAAUUAACAGAAGAAGGCCUCCUGCUGCCACACAGAAUUUCAUUGGACCUCCUAAGAGAAGAGACCUCAUUAAACAUCCCAAAUUCCACCCUGUGCAUUAAGAACUAUAAAUACACCGAUUUUUGUGGGAAAUCCUAAUUUUUUUCAUCCCUCCUCAGUAUACGAUGGUAUUUAUAGAGUAUCAUUUCUUCAGCCAUUCCUCCAUUAAUUGGCGCUCACUUUGUUUCCUGUACUUUACAGGCACAAAGUUCUUUGUAUAAACAUUGUGGGUACUGUUGGAUGUUAAUUUCUUUAAUGAUUUUUUGAAGCAGCUUAUUUGGUAAAAAUCAUCAGGAAAACUGGAAAGAAAUAUGUCAGAAAUUGGACAGAGACCAGUAUCUCACAUCAUUAAGAAAAUAAGGUCAAAAUGGAUAUGUGAUGUAGUACGCAGAGAGAUUUUAUAAGAAAAUUUGAAGGACAUGGAACAUAUUACCUAGCAGACAUGAAUAGAGUACAAUUUCUGAAGAAACUAGAGACGGAGAGCAGUUACAAGUAGGAUGGAUAAUUUUGGUGGCAUUAAAUUAAAAAAGGUUUUGUACAAAUAAAACAAAUGUAGCCAAGAUCCAGAAAGAAAAAGCAAAUUGGGUAAAAAAAUUUAUAUACAGUUUCUCAGUCUCAUAACUCAAAUAUACAAAGAUCUUUGUAAAAUCUAUAAGAAUGCAAGUCAUUCCCCAAUUGAUAAAUGGUGAAAGGAUAUGAACAGGCAGUUUUCAAAUGA